GAGAAAAAGCAGCCUGUGUUAACUGACAGAAAGAAAACACUAGAGGAGAGAGCUGGAAGGAAUGACAAGUUUGCUGCACUAAAAGCGAAGCGUGAAAAUAAGUUCCUGAAAGCAGAAGAAGAAAGACAAAAAAAAGAAAAGGAAGCUGAGGACAGGAGAAGAAGGAAGGAGGAAAAGGAGAGAUCAGUAGACUCCGAUUCUAAUGCAGAUGAAGGAAAAUCCAAACACAAACUCAAGGCAUCUGAUGUGUUCAGCUCAGACGACAGUGGAUCUGAAAGUGAAAAAUCAAUAAAGUCAGACAAAUCAACCAAACGCCGCUCGUCCUCAUCGUCUUCCUCAGCUUCAUCCGACAGUGACAGCGACUCAGGCAGCCCAUGUGGUGGAGAACCUGCGAAGCCAAGCAUUGGUGGAGCUGCAACAAAACUGCCAUCAAAGGAACUUGAUACAAAGGUGGCAAAGAGGGUAGAGCAAAAGAUUCUACCUUCUAGUUCUUCCUCUUCUCCCUCUUCUUCUUCUUCCUCUUCAUCUUUUAGUGAUUCCAGUGACAGUGAUGUCGCACCUAAGAACAACAAAUUUGGCAGAUCGAAGGACAGUUAUCGUUCUCGGGAUGAAAGACCCAAAAAUGUGACCUGCAAGGAAGACCUUGAAAAAAUUCGUCUCUCGCGCCAUAAGAUGGAACGUUUUGUUCAUCUGCCUAUAUUUUCCAAAGCCAUUAUAGGUUGCUUUGUUAGAAUAGGUAUUGGCAAUUUUGAAGGACGACCAGUUUAUAGGGUUGCAGAAAUCACAGAAGUGUGUGAAACUGCAAAAAUUUAUCAGUUGGGUAAUACUAGAACCAACAAAGGACUACGUCUAAAACAUGGGUCACAGGAACGAGUCUUCCGUCUAGAAUUUGUUAGUAAUAGCGUCUUCUCAGACUCCGAGUACAAUAAGUGGGUAGAGGACUGUGCAGCACAUGGGACAGAUCUUCCAAGUAUGGAACAUGUUGAACAAAAACAGAAGGAUGUCCAAGAUUUACUGUAUUACCAGUUUAGCAGUGAGGACAUUGACAAAAUAGUGGAGGAGAAGGCGCGGUUCAACCAUAAUCCCACCAACUUUGCAGUGGCAAAAACUCUACUGAUGAAGGAGAAAGAUAUGGCUCAACAGAAAGGUGAUGAUGAAACGGUGGAGAAGCUCAAUGAAAAAAUUGCAGACCUUGAUGAAAAAGCAAAUAGCCUUGACAAGCGAAGAACUCAGACCAUUGCAGCAAUCUCGUAUAUUAAUGAACGGAAUAGAAAAAAUAAUGUGGAGAAAGCAGAGAAGGCCAUUAUGGCAGAAAUUGAAGCUAAGAAAGGUUUAAAAGUUGAAGACCCCUUCACUAGACGCUCAACUCGUCCAACGAUGGUGACCAAGACCAGAGAGCCAGAAAUUCAGUCCUCAGAAAUGUUAAUAAGAAUGGAAAUGGAGAGAAAAAGGAGGAUGGAUGAUGACAAAAAGAAAAGGGAAGAGGAAGUGUCCAAAAAGAAACAGGAUGAAGAGAAGAAAAAAGAUGAAGAACGUAAAAGAGUGCAAGCUGAAGAUCUGUUUGCUGCCCAUGAUUUUGAUGUUAAAAUUGACUUAGAUGUCUCUAUGCCUGCAUCUGCACCUGUUGGACCAAGACAAACAUUGGGUAAUGCAACAAAUGGUAGUUCCAUUGGUUCAGCUCCUAAGAGAUCAUUAAACCUUGAAGAAUACAAAAAGAAAAAAGGACUAAUAUGAGGAAUCUGUGCUUAGGGAGACUAUAAAGAUAGUUAUUGGACUAGUGAAUGGUAAACACCUGGAAAAGAACUUUGUUGACUCUUUGAGAAUUUUGACAGCAUUAUAUAGUGUAGACAAUUUUUGAGUUGACGGUGCUUGUCAUGUGGUAUGAAAGUACCACUCAUUUAGAAUUACUGCCAUUGCAAUACUGUACAAUAUUCAUACAAGGAAUAUCAUACCUGGGAAGGUAAGAUUGCCAUGUACUUUUUACAAAUCAAGUGUAAAAACUCAUUAGUGACAUGUUUCAUCUCGGUAAGAGUGAAGUGUGUGCAAUAUCUCAAGUGAGCAGUUUUCUUUCUUUCAUGGUAAAAAAGAAAAGGAUAAUAUCAGUAUGAAAAUUUGGGGUAUAUAUAGGAAGUAAUUUCUUGGACUGAAAUUUAGGGUUUAACCAUUUAUGUACAGUUUCAUUAACUUAACUAGUGUUGUGGUUCUCAUUUUUAAAGUUAUUAAAAAAAAUGCAGUUCUUAGUAUCUGAUGUCCAUUUGUGAUUGUUCAUUCUCAGAUAAUUUGUAUGGUAAAAAUGUCAUUUCAUUUCAUCAUUGGUCACCAAGGGCAGUUAAUUUUAAAUUUAUUUCAUGCUUAUUCAUAUAAAACGUAUUUGAACGUGCAGUAAAAAAUAGUUGUGUAAAUUUGCUGAUCCAUUCCUUUUUGUUAAUAACCAUGAAUUUAGGGUUUAAAAAUUUCUUCAAUCACCCAGAAUUACUUUAAUUCAUGAAGCAUUUUAAUUACAAGACAUACAAUAUGCUUGUAAUAUUAUUGACAAAUAUCACAUGGUUUCAUUUCAUUUUAUUUUUAAAAUUACAUUUUCAUCUGUUACACUUGGAAUGUUGACUGAUGUAUAGAAUAUGUUCAGCAGGUGUGUAAGGCCUUUUAGAAAUAAUGUAAGGAAGAAAACUCAAUGAGGUAA
Messenger RNA from Homarus americanus (American lobster), 2680 nucleotides. Its product is annotated as RNA polymerase-associated protein RTF1 homolog. Gene Ontology annotation, molecular function: RNA polymerase II C-terminal domain phosphoserine binding; DNA binding. The record is from RefSeq and is a predicted model, not a curated record. Lineage: Eukaryota; Metazoa; Arthropoda; Malacostraca; Decapoda; Nephropidae. Gene Ontology annotation, cellular component: Cdc73/Paf1 complex.